AGAGGAAGUGUUUCCAAUCUCCGGUUUCAGCUUAAAGCUCAGUGAAGUCCGUUACUUUGUAAACUGAAAGAAGACCUGUUUGGAAAGCUUGGAAGUUUUUCCUCCCCUGAGACACGGGGCUUCGAUCUCAGGUGCAAUGUCAUUUCUUGCAGGGGUUUUGUGUCUGCUUCUGCUUCAGUUCUUGGUGCCCACUGCUCAAGGUGUUCGGUGUGACAAGAACUGUCUUAAUGGUGGUCAGUGUGUCGUGAGUACAAACAUCGCUACCUGCCAAUGCAGGCCUGAAUAUAUUGGGGAAUUUUGUCAGCAUCCUAACCCCUGCUCUGCUGGCCCAUCUCCAUGUGCAAACAGUGGAACGUGUUUGCCUUCCUACCCAAAUGCUGCUUCUUCAUCUAACUUCACUUGUGUCUGUGCGCCUGGAUGGACAGGAUCUCUGUGCACCAUUAACAUCCACCAAAGUGAGUGUCCGCUUCCAAGUCCAUGUCACCAGGGUGCCACCUGCAUCAAUAACUUGGGUCAAUUUACCUGUCAUUGCCCUCCUGAAAAAACUGGUCUGAGGUGCGACGUAGACAAUGCCUGCCUUUCCAGGCCAUGCCAUGAAGAUGCCUCCUGUAACAUCAAUCUUGUGACCGGUGAGGCUGUCUGCAUCUGUCGUAGCGGCUUCACUGGAGCAGACUGCAGGAUGGACCUGGACGAGUGCAAUAUGGGACUAGAACCCUGCGAGCACGGAGGCAGUUGUGAAAAUACAAUUGGCUCAUUUGUGUGCAGAUGUCCCCCUAGCUACACCGGCCCACGCUGUGACAGAUACAUCAACAUGUGUGAGUCUAAGCCAUGCCAGAAUGGCGGCAGCUGUAUUGAUCUGAUGGGACAGUAUAUCUGCAACUGUCAGCCAGGUUUCACAGGACGGCAAUGUGAAACAAAAGAUUUAUGUGCCAGUAAUCCUUGUGUUUUUGGAACCUGCGUGGUAAAACUGAGUGAGGUCUCCUGCCUGUGCCAAGUUGGUUAUACCGGACAGCUCUGCAAUAUCAGCAUUGAUCCCUGCCACAGCACACCCUGUGCCAAUGCAGGACUUUGCAAAGAUCUGGGAAAUCAGAAAUAUGAGUGUGCAUGCCAGCCUGGAACUUCAGGUCCCCAGUGUGAAAUCAUCAUUGACAGCUGUGAUUCACAUCCAUGUGCCAAUGGAGGUAGCUGUGGGAGCAGAGUAGGUGGGUUUGAGUGCUCCUGUCUGGAAGGCUACUCGGGGACCCUGUGUGAAGAACAGCUGGACCAGUGCAAGCUCAACCCAUGUCAGAAUAGUGGACAGUGUUCACUUGUCAAAGGAGUCCGCAAGUGUACAUGUCCAGAAGGCUACUCCGGUGAUAGCUGCGAAGAUGUGCAGGAGCUGGAUGCUUGUUCUAGUUCCCCUUGCAAGAAUGGAGGGACUUGUCGACUUGAUGGAAAUGCAGGCUACCUGUGUGAGUGCAGCACUGGUUAUGGCGGAACAAACUGUGAAGAAACAAGACCACAGUGCAGUGCCAGCUCAUGUCUAAAUGGCGGCCAGUGUUAUCCGACUUUGACGGCAGUGACUUGCCAAUGUCCUCCAGCAUUCACUGGAGAGAGAUGUCAGUUUGAAGUGACUCCAUGUAUGUCCAGUCCUUGCCUGAACAUGGGCACCUGCAUAAACACCCCUGGGGAAUCCUACAUAUGCCAGUGUGUGUCUGGCUACAUUGGAAGCCACUGUCAGACUCAUGUUUCAAUCUGUGGUGGCAUCCAGUGCAAAAAUGGUGGACACUGUGUAAACCAUAAUGGCACCCUCUACUGUGAGUGCCCACCUGACUGGGGAGGUCCCGAGUGUAAUAUCAUCAGAGAAGGCUGUGAUUGGGUGGCUAAACAAAAAGGACUGAAUCGAGACACUGUUUGCCAAAAUGGUGGCCUCUGCAUUGAUACUAUUAUGUCACAUUACUGCCAGUGUCCAGAAGGUUAUCAGGGCAGCUACUGCGAGGAGCGCAUUGAUCCGUGUUUGAAGAAGCCAUGUUAUAAUGAUGGCGUGUGUACAUCACUGGGAGGCCUAAGGUACACCUGCAGGUGUCCUCGUGGUUUUACGGGCACAGACUGCUCCAUUGAUAUUGAUGAAUGUGCUUCGCAUCCCUGCAUGAAUGGUGGCACCUGCUUAAACCUCAUUGACCACUUCCGCUGCAAUUGUCCAAAUGGCACCCAAGGCUCUUACUGUGAAGUCAAUCAUGAUGACUGUCUGCCACAGGCUGAACCCCUCUGUUACCAUGGGGGAUCUUGUGUUGACAAAGUUGGAGGUUAUGAAUGUGCCUGUCCAGCGGGAUAUGUAGGACUGCGCUGUGAAGGAGAUAUAAAUGAGUGCUUAUCCAACCCAUGUCAAAAACCUGGAACCCGGCAGUGUGUACCUGGAAACAACCAGUACCAGUGUUCAUGUAACCCAGGCUAUACAGGUUAUCACUGUGAGAUCCAGAUUGACUUCUGUUCAUCAGCACCUUGUCAGAAUGGAGGAGUGUGUAAAGUGACUCCAGCCAUGCCCUUCGGCUUCACCUGCCUUUGUGCGGAGGGCUAUAGUGGUCCCACCUGCAAGGAUGUAACACUAGAGGACCCCCCAACAUCCUGCCAGUUUAACUCUUGUCUCAAUGGGGGCACCUGUCUUAGUCUGGGGGCACCGUCUAAACCGCAUCCUCUAGUCCGUUGCUUGUGUGCUCCAAUGUACACGGGAACUCGGUGCCGCACUCGGUUGAUGGGGCCUCCUCAAAGAUCCCAUGAAGACCAAUUACAUCAUAAGACUAAUAGCUCCAAUGCUCAAAGGAACUCUGGUGACCCAUGGAUAAUGUGCCCUCAGGCUAAGGUUUGCCAGAAGAAAUUUCGAGAUGGAACAUGUGACCAUGUAUGCUCCAGCCUCGAAUGUCUCCUGGAUGGGUUUGACUGCCAUCCAAAUGAAGGACUUUGCGAAUCCAAAUAUCACCACUACUGCCAAGAUCACUACAGCAAUGGGAAGUGUGAACAGGGAUGCAGGAAGGCAAACUGUGGCUGGGAUGGUGUGGACUGUUUUUCGGAAGUCUUCCCUUAUUCUGCAGAUGGAAUGCUACUGCUUGUAGUUCCCAUUCCAGUACAAGAUAUCAGGGAUCGAAAUAUCAGUUUCCUCUGGGCUCUUGCCACAGUGCUUAGGACAUCCAUCAUCCUCCAUGGUCUACACCCAUUUGAUCUGCACCAUGACCUGAACAGUCUCACCCAGUCAGACCUCAAUAACACAGAUGAUUUUGCCUUAACUCCAAAGUCAAUACCAUUUCCAAAAAACUAUGCCACUGGGUCCCUGGCUCUACUGGAGAUUGACAACAGGCCCUGCUCCCAAAAUUCACAUUUCUGCUUCCCAACUGCCAGUCUGGUGGCCAGAUUUCUGAUGGCAGUGAAUUCGCAGAGAGGAAGUCAGGUUCCAGUCUUACCCUUCCCUGUGAGUGCAGCAAGAGGAAUAAACUGGCAUUACAAUAGACAAGGAGGCCCACAAGUGUCAAACAACAAAAAAGACACUUCAACUCAAGGAAGUGAAAUGCCCUGGAUAUUAAUUGGUGUAGCCCUGGCAUCUGGUUUCGUGGUCUUAGUGGCAAUGAUCGCAUUGGGAGUAAGAGUCGUUGCCCUUUGCCAAAAGAAGCAACAUAAGGAGAAGGACAAAGAACAGACGAGGUGUAAGCACAGGUCCAAGAAGCAAGGCAAGCAUUGUCGACGCCAGCGCAGAGAGCCUCUAGGAGAGGAUGCCAUUGGCAUGAAGCCUCUUAGACGGCAGCCCAACUGUGGGGAUGACACUGAUGUUACCCAGAGUUCCAUGGAUGAGUCAUCCAUAACGGCGACAUUGAAUGACGAAGAAGACUUCAGCUCCAUCCGAGAUCAUCGACCGCUGCAGCACAAGAUUUACAGUGCAAAGCAAUCACGACCUCAGUCACCAGUCAAAAGUUGCAACACAGAAAUGAAAGAGUUAAAAAAACUAGGAGAGCCUCCAAAAGCCACCAAUAACCUGACCAAGCGGUCCAAUGUCAAACCGAAUGAAUCUGCAGACCGAGGUUCACUGCAUGCAGCCAUCUCUUCUGGCUCAGUUCCAUUGUGUCUCACUCUUUUGCAGAAGGGCGUGCCAGAUUUGAAUGCUGAGGGGCCAGACGGGGCUACACCACUGAUUCUGGCUGUAAGGCUAUGCAUGAAUGACGUGGUGUCCCAGCUACUGAGUGCCGGGGCUGAAGUGAAUGCAGCUGACCACCGAGGUCGCACAGCUCUACACUGGGCCUCGGCAGUUAAUAACUUGCCUGCUGCUCGCUACUUGGUGGGAAAGGCAGCUGUCAUCGACCUGCAGGAUUCCAAGGGGGAAACAGCUCUCUUCUUGGCUGCCAGAGAGGGAAGUUAUGACACAGCAAAGUUUCUCCUCCAGAAAGGAGCCAAUCAAGAGCUGCCAAACUAUUAUGGAUGGCGACCUCGUCAUGUAGCUCAGGAGCGGUCCCAUCAUGACAUCCUUAAGCUGCUUCUUGUUGCUUCUGCUGGGCAUGUCCUUAAUACAAAGGGUUCAAUGAAUAACAACAAGAACAGAAAGGAUCCACGGUAUGGAGUUUAUGGAGGACCUGGGCCAUGGCGUGAAGGAAGCACUCCUUACAUGCCUCCCCAACUAAUCCACAUGAGCCAUCACUACCCAGAUGAUUUCAGUGAAAUGGAGAAUGGGCGGCCAUAUAACAUUUAUGGCAGAAGUGCUUCAUUUUCUGGAGUUGCAGGCUCUCGUCAAAACAUUAUCAGUCAUGGAAUGAGAGGCCAAAGUCGUGAUAAUCGUGUGACUCUCAGAGGAGGCCGUAUCUCACCACAUCAAUGGCACUACCAGUACAAUCAAUCUAUGAUGGCUAUGGUGACACCACAGAUCCACACCAAAUCAACACAUUCCAUUGACACUGUUCAAGAAGUGACAUCAGAAGCUGAGGAGGAAGCUCGAAACAGCCCCUCAGUAGCCAGACACGAGAAACAAGAACUGUCACAGACAACCACAGCCCGCUCCCUUCAGCCUUCCCAGGAGCCAAUACACCCAGUCGAGAGGCAAAGGUCUUUUUCUUGCUCUCAGCAUAUGCUGCGGCAUUAUAAUAUUAGCCCUGUGCCGGCCAUCCAACAGCCAGCACCCUUUGGAAUUUCUACCUCCACACCUCUAAAAUCAAAUCUUAAGGAAAAAACAGCACUCCCUUCUGAACUUCCAAAGCAAAGACAGAAAAGCUCUGGCCUACAGAACAAUGAUAACAUCAGCUCUCUCAACAAUGUCUGUGAAGGUGGGGUCAGCGUGAAGUAACCUGCUGGUACCGAUCAGCUCAUGAUACCAUGUAAAUAGAAAUCAGCGCUGGGACUCUGGCCUUUUUCCUCAUAGCAGACUUAAUUCAGAAACAUUUCUCACCUUUCAGGUUUCACUGAAUGAACUGUUCACCAUACUGCUGUAGAGUCACUGUUACUUAAUUUGUGUAUAAGAAUGACCUCUACAUAUGUUCUUUUAAUAAUUUAUUAAAAUUAUUUAAUGACAU
Erpetoichthys calabaricus (reedfish) is the source of this 5522-nucleotide messenger RNA. Its product is annotated as neurogenic locus notch homolog protein 1-like. Bases 137 to 5296 code for a protein of 1719 amino acids. NCBI's taxonomy places the organism in Eukaryota, Metazoa, Chordata, Cladistia, Polypteriformes, Polypteridae. Gene Ontology annotation, molecular function: protein binding; calcium ion binding. Gene Ontology annotation, cellular component: protein-containing complex; plasma membrane. The transcript is spliced from 25 exons. Gene Ontology annotation, biological process: cell differentiation; regulation of developmental process; heterophilic cell-cell adhesion. The record is from RefSeq and is a predicted model, not a curated record.